Messenger RNA from Cyclospora cayetanensis, 984 nucleotides. RefSeq lists its product as uncharacterized. The transcript is spliced from 7 exons. The record is from RefSeq and is a predicted model, not a curated record. Bases 1 to 984 code for a protein of 327 amino acids. Lineage: Eukaryota; Apicomplexa; Conoidasida; Eucoccidiorida; Eimeriidae.
AUGCCUGUGCAACUCUGGCUGCGGUAUGAGCAACAGCAACAGCAGCGAGAUCCGCGAACCUACCAGGAGCAACAGCAGCAGAGACGAGGGAAUCUGCAGCGACAGCAGCAGCAACAGCAACUGCAGGGGUCUCUUUCGGUUGCUCUGGCUGCUGCAUUCCAGCUGCAGCAAGUCUACAACGUGGAGCCUCAGACUGCCAGACAAAAUGAGUGCCCUCCUGACGUAGCCACAGGUUAUCGGCGCUUUUCGUGCCGAGGCUGCUUCUUGGCGCCUUCCGAGCCAGCGGCUGCCCAGCUGGACAGCUGGCUAGCUAGCCAUCCCGUGGCGAGUCAGCUAGCCAGUGAGGGGGGGAGAGCGAGCUUCUUGGUGGAGACUGCCUGUUGGUUGCGUUUACGCAGGGCGUCUACUGGAGCGGCCUCUGGCGUCUCGCGAGGAGCUCCUCGAGUUUCUGAAGGAAGCGGUCGGAGGCAGGAGGCAGUUGUGCCGCUCUCGCUGUGUGCUUCGCAGGAACCCGAUUUUCCACGAGCUCCCGACGAUAGCGCUCUCCUGAUGGCUGAUGCCUGGCUUGUCGCUGUCUCUGCGAAAAGGCGACGAGACACAGACGCAAUGAUGGAGCAGCUGCGGAGUCUGCAGCAGGGGCACCAAAACAGUUGCGGCUCUAACAGCGCCUCCGCGUCGUCGCCUGCUGCGUUUUCCUUACAGCAGCAACUAGGGCACCUGCUGCAGCGCGUCUCCAAGGCUCCAGUGCUGGUCAAGCUGAAAGAAGCGGCAGCAACGGCUGCCACUACUGACCCCAGAGCCGCACGGGAGAUGAAGUUGGUGCUAGCAAAAAAGCAGCAACAGCUGCUGCAACAACGGCUGCAGCUCCUUCUGGACAGUCUAGAGGCACCCGUAUGGGCUUCCUUCAAGGGGGAGGCACCCCCUGCCGUUCAUGACGGCGCUAGCAGAAACACACUGGAGGGAGGCGCUGCAGCUUCGGAGUAA